This is a messenger RNA of Neoarthrinium moseri, 1992 nucleotides long. RefSeq lists its product as uncharacterized. The coding region runs from base 1 to 1992 and encodes 663 amino acids. The transcript has a single exon. The record is from RefSeq and is a predicted model, not a curated record. Lineage: Eukaryota; Fungi; Ascomycota; Sordariomycetes; Amphisphaeriales; Apiosporaceae.
AUGCGGCUCAUCAACUCGAAAACCAAAGAGUUGGUGGAGUUCUCUGGCCCGUCAAUCCCAGUCUACGCCAUACUCUCGCACACAUGGACCGAAGGCGAAGAGGUGAGCUUCCGGGAUAUGCAACUAACCCAAGCCCACCCCAAAGAGAGCGGUGACGCUUCUGCGGACUCAAUCCGAUCACGGUCGGGUUUCCGGAAGAUCGAAAGAUGCUGCAACCAGGCAUUGCGAAAUGGACAAGAGUGGGUUUGGGUUGACACAUGCUGCAUCGACAAAAGUAGCAGCGCAGAGCUGUCCGAAGCCAUUAACUCCAUGUUCCAGUGGUACAAGCAGUCAGCAGUAUGUUAUGCUGUGCUUACGGAUGUUUCCGAAGUACCUGGGGGCUCGGAGAACUUCAAUGAGAGCCUCCGGAAGAGCAGGUGGUUUCAAAGGGGUUGGACGCUCCAGGAACUGCUGGCACCGACUGAUUUGCAAAUGUUCAAUGCUUCCUGGCAGCCUAUCGGGAAGCUGGGCAGCGAUAUUGCUUUCUCUGAUACUAUCUCGUCUAUCACCGGCAUACCGCGUGCAUAUCUCCAUGGUCAAGACCUCAGGUAUGCGAGCAUCUCGCAGAGGAUGUCGUGGGCUGCUUGGAGGGAAACGACGCGUAAGGAAGAUAUGGCGUACUGUCUGCUUGGGAUUUUCGACGUCCAUAUGGCGCUCCUCUACGGCGAGGGAGACAAGGCAUUCACUCGAUUGCAAGAGGAAAUCAUCAAGAACUAUGACGACCAUACUAUUCUGGCAUGGGGCAACUUUGUUGACGAAACUGAGCCUGCUCCAUCCUAUAUCGAUAGUGUGGGAAUUCUUGCGCGAUCUCCAAGAGACUUCGCUCACUCAGGCACUCUAUUACCCCGACGAGAAAUCAUCCCAAACGGAGACAGCCCCUUCGAGAUGACGAACAAGGGCCUUCGAAUCGACUUGUAUUUCAACUUAAAGGGUCUUGCCAUGCUCGAGUGCUACGACAGGAAUAAUCCCGCGAAGUCGCUGUACUUGCGCGUCGCCAACUCAAAGGACUUAUCAACACCAUUCGCAAUCUAUUCUCCUCCCUUAGAUGGCAGUCUUCUGUCACGGCAAGGGCGGUCCAUCGUAGCUAUUACCAAUCCGUUUUCUAUCAAGGAGUAUACCCCAUUGCCGAGCUAUCGUCCAGGACGGCGAAACCUCUUGGCAUAUAUGAAGCUUUUCAUCGAAUUCAAGUCCUUCAGACGAGGUGUCUACCUUAAUCGCCACAACACCCCUCAUGUGGUUCCCAGUGUGUCGAUCACAUUCCCACCAGGCUUUGACUGGAACAUUGGGGGCUCCGAUGGUUGGCAAAAUGAUCUUACGAUGGGGCCAAAUAGUAUUACCUUCAUAGGCCCUCGAACGAUGACCAUGACUGGCAGACAGUCCGCCUACAUAUAUGUCAAAAGCAGUCCUGGAUCUUCCGAGAAAGGUCACGGGCAUGCAUUUCUUCUCAUGUUAUCAUUACAUUGGUUAGGAUCCAAAGCACCUCAGGUGACAUGUAAGCUCGCUUUGGCCUCGGACUCCAGGCCGGUGAGUUGGCCUGGGGGUCGUAUUCGUCAACCCACCAGGAGUUGUGGCAAGGACGCGAUUGUAGUCAAUGGUCAAGUCAUUACAACCAGGGUUAUCCGGUCUGUUCCGGAAACGCUCGUUUUCCUCCUUGUGUCGGGAGAGGGGCACGCCCAAGAUUCAUGGCCAUUCCACUUCCUUCGGUUAUCUCCUUACGAUACCGUGUUCAUGUGGAGAUUAGUAGAUACAUUCGGUCCGAUAUUCUUCUUGGUGUGGUCCCUAUUGCGACUCCUCGGGGUGCAAAAUGACGCGUUUCUGUUCAUCGCAUUAGUGAGCAUGUUCAAGGGUAAUGUCUCCAGCCUUAACUCUUUUACCUUGAGGAUUGGGAUUCGAGCAUUCGUUGUUGUUUGUUUAUUUGCUUCAAGCCUGAAACAUGUUAUCAACUGCUCUUAA